AUGAGUGCUAGUGAUCGGUGGGUUAAUCACAAUUUGCAAAGACAGAGGGAAUUAUUAGAAAAACAACGUCAGCGAAGAUUACAAGCUAAUUUAACAAGUACAGUCUUCAAAACAAACGAAAAUGGACAAAAUGAAAAUCAGAAUUUUCAAAUAAAUAAUUCAAAAGAUGUAUUUAAUUCCAAACCACAAUUAAAUUCAACAUUUACUACAACACCCUCCACAUCUCAAAAUAUAAAUAAUGUUGGAGGACGUCAAAUACAUUCGAGUGGAAGUCUCUAUUCUUUUGCUGGAAAUGAAAAUAGUAGUUUAAUAUCAUCUGCAGCAACUUCCACUAAUCAACAAUUAAUAAAUAACAAUAAUUCCUUAAAUCAAAAUUUUAAAAGUAACAAUUCAAUAUUAAAUAAACAACAACAACAAUAUUCAUCUACUAGUACAUCAACAUCUUCAUUUUCAAGUACUCCAACACCAACAAGUAUAAUUGGUGAUGCAAAAAUAAUUACUGUUAAAGGAUUUACUCCACCUCAAUCUAGAAAAUCAAGCGAUGAAAACAACAAAAAUAAUUCUUUGCGUAAGCCAAUACUUAAUGUUGAACAUUUGGAACCUGUUAGUUAUGUUAGUUCAUUUAGCUCUGAAGUCGAUGAGGAUGAUGGAGGAUUUCGAGGUUUAAAUAUUCAAAAAAGUGUUAGCGGUAGAAGUUCUGCCCAACAGUCACAUUCAUCUACAACAGCUUUGGCAAGUAAAAGACCGUCAUGGAAUGAUGAUGGGGAGGAUGAAGUUGAUGAUGAUGAAGGUUCAAUACCAACAGAAAUUCUGAAUGAUGAACCUCUUGAAAUGUUGGAUGUUAACGAAAAUUUAGAACAAUUUGUAAUGGAACCCAUUAGAAAGAAUUGUACUUUAAAAUGCCGAAUUUCUAGAGAUAAAAGAGGAGUGGAUAAAGGAAUGUUUCCAACAUAUUAUUUACAUUUAGAAAAGAAUGAUGGGCGAAGGACAUUUUUAUUGGCUGCUAGAAGAAGAAAAAAAGCAACAACAGCUAAUUAUUUAAUUUCAAUUGACCCAACAGAUUUAAGAAGAAAUGGGCAAAGUUUUAUGGCUAAAGUUAGGUCAAAUGCAAUGGGUACAAUGUUUACAAUUUAUGAUAAUGGAGAAAACCCUAAAAAGCCUUCAGCUGUUGGGGAAAGUAUUAGAAGAGAGUUGGCAGCUGUUAUUUAUGAAAGGAAUGUACUUGGAUUAAAAGGCCCAAGAAAGAUGACUAUUAUAAUGCCUGGAAUAUAUAUUGACCCUAAACAUAAUUAUUUACGUCCUUUAGCUGUUAGACCUAUUUCGGUAAAUAUUUAUAUAUUAAAAAAAAUAUUUUUUAAGGAGAGAGAUUCAAUAUUAGAAAGAUAUAGAACUAAUAGAUUGGAUGAAAUGGUUGUUCUUAAUAAUAAACAGCCUGUUUGGAAUGAAGGUAAAUAAUAG
Messenger RNA from Meloidogyne enterolobii, 1458 nucleotides. NCBI's taxonomy places the organism in Eukaryota, Metazoa, Nematoda, Chromadorea, Rhabditida, Meloidogynidae. The record is from the annotation of a GenBank genome assembly.